AUGGGUUUUGACAAGUGGUUGAUAGUUGAUGCAGUGGGUUUUGCUCGAGGUAUUUGGCUGCUUUGGGACUCAUCCAUUGUCUCCAUUACAGAAGUGGAUAGAUCACCACAAUUCCUUCAUGUUCGAGCACAAACAGGAAGAGAUGCCUGGUUCCUUACGACAGUUUACGCCUCGCCAGCUCUGGUCCAGCGAAGAGAGUUGUUGGCGUCGAUACGGUCUAUUGCUGAAGACAUGGGAGAUCCCUGGUUCCUAGCGGUGGAUUUUAAUUCUAUUCUACUACCGUCCGACAAGAUGGGGGGGAGCACCCUUUGA
Molecule: messenger RNA, 312 nt
Organism: Linum trigynum
Lineage: Eukaryota; Viridiplantae; Streptophyta; Magnoliopsida; Malpighiales; Linaceae
Source: the annotation of a GenBank genome assembly